Messenger RNA from Portunus trituberculatus (swimming crab), 2710 nucleotides. Its product is annotated as actin cytoskeleton-regulatory complex protein pan1-like. The transcript is spliced from 4 exons. NCBI's taxonomy places the organism in Eukaryota, Metazoa, Arthropoda, Malacostraca, Decapoda, Portunidae. The coding region runs from base 111 to 824 and encodes 237 amino acids. The record is from RefSeq and is a predicted model, not a curated record.
GCCUCAGCUCCUCGCCGCGCCGCAACAUCAGUGUUGGUCGAGCUCAGGUGGGGAGUACAUCGCUGCGCUGUUCAAUCUGGAUACAGUGUUGACGUCCCUGGUGACGCACCAUGCAAGACACAAACCACUUCCUGAAGGCAGCACUGCAGGUGGGGCCAUGGCGGGUGACUCGCCGGGUGCUGCUCUUCGUGGUGGUGUUCUGCCUAGUCAUCAUCGUGUUCGGCAGCCUCAUCCUCAAGACACACGCGUUUGAUGGCCGCGAGGAGGACGAGGAUUGGGACGACGAUGAUGACGAUGAUGACGACGAGAGGCCCAUAAGCAGCGGCGACUCCCUCAUGCUGGUUCUGAUGGGGCUCGCGGGCAUGGCGGGGCUGGCGGCGUGCGCGGGCUGCCUGCUGGCUACACCCAACUCUCCUCGUCCCCUUGGGGAAAGCGGAUCAGUCUUCACCCUGAGCGGCGUCAACACCCACCAGCCGGUUACCCCGAGACCCUCAGCCCCAGAAUCCGUGCCCAACCAGCCUGAGAACAACGGCACUGUGCCACCACCCAGCUCCACCGUCCUUCCCACUCCUACCAAAGUCAUCCCUCAAGGUAACGGGUAUUCUCACAGUCCCAUCUUCCCGAGAAACCCAAAUUACCCUGCAGAGCCGCCUCCAAGUUAUUCUGCGCCCAGCUACCCUGCAGGAGGUCAGCCCGGCAGGCGUCUGGCGAGAACAAUGCCUCCCAAUGUGACACGGGCGGUGUCAUCUCCGCCCACACUGCACACAGUGGCUGACCUCCCGCCUCCCUACGCGCCAGGCCACAGCCAGUCCUUGCGGCAGUAGAGGGAUCGCUGCCGUCUCCAAGUGCAGAACUCUCACAAUGUACAAAGCCCCGAAGCAACGCGGACGGCUGAGCGCUAUGACCAUUAUCAGCACUUGGGGCAGUGAUCCAAGUGUCGGCUGUGUUGUGCUGCGUGGAGCCUAAGUGUACGUGUGUGUAUGUGUGAGAAGAUGUGGCGUGUUGUGUGCAACUUGUGACAUAGGCUCUGUGUGUGUGUGUGUGUGUUUGUGUGUGUGUGGUAUGGUGUGAGGCCAACGGUGUGUUGAGGCGCGUCAGAAGAGGAUCCCUCAGCUCAUAAACACUCGCGGUGCUCCAGUGAUGCCAACGAUACAUUCCCUCUCAUGAUGAGCAAGCAUGAUGAAAAAAGCCCCUCAUGAUGAUGUUUAUGAUGGUUUCAUAAUUAAAUUGCUUCACUGUGAUAAUACAUAUUUUGUAAAAAUAAGGUUAAUAUUUUUUUUUGCAUUCCUUAGGUUAUGGUAUGUACUAUUAUUCCAACUAUUACUACUCCCACUGUUAUUUCUGCACGUGAAGCUAAUAAGGAAAAAAAAGUGUAAAUAUAUAAAUAAACAUAUUGGAAUAACGUACCCGGUAAUUUAGAGUAGUGGCGAGUGCUAGUAACCAAAGUGGUGACCUCAAGACUUGUUAGGGCAGUACAUGGCAGCGUCUCACCACCACACCCCAUCUCACCCACCUCCCCGAGACCCGAGGCACCAGGAAGACUUGUGGACUCCUGUGUACUCUGCUAAUCCUUCCUCCUUCGCCUUUCCUCCUCCGAUUCCUCUCCCUCUCACCAGUUUCCUCCUGUCAUUUACCAUCCUCCUUCUCCCGCUCUCUCUGAUUCUGAUUCUCUCUUUCUUUCUAUAUAAAUUGUUAUUCCAUACCCAUUGUUCUUUCCUUCUCCGCCCCUUAUUUUUUUUCCUCCUUUUUCUCCUCUCUCCUAUUUAUGAUUAUCCUUCUAAUCCUCUAUUUCCUCUAAUUUUCCUUCCUCUCUUCUCUUACCCCAAACAUCCUAUCUCCUAUUGUCCUGCUUUACUUUAUAUUCUUAUCAUAUUCUUAUCACAUGAUAUUUCCAGUACGUUCUUUUAAUCCCCUUUCGUAUCUCUUCUCUUCCGAUAUUUGCUAUACCUCAUUUCUCUCUCUCUUUCCCUAUUUCUUAGUUUCUUCAGUUUUAGUCUCAUAUUCCUUUCCUUCUUCAAAUUAUCUCCUCCUCCUCCUCCUCCUUCUCCUUCUCCUUCUCUUGGCUUACUUUCCUUUUUUUUUUAUCUGUGUUUCCUUUUAAAGUUUUCUUACCGUUACUCUAAUCUUUGCUACUACCUCCUCCCACCCCAAUCUCUCCUUCAUUUCACUCCCUUCCUCUCCAGUUUUAUGCUCGUUCCUUCCCUCUUCCAAAUGCCUCCUACCACUUGCCUGUCUCUGGGGAAGGUAACCAGCUGACCCUCUAUAAAUAAGAAAAUAAUAGUAAUAAAUAAAUAAAGUAUUAUUCUUGUAGACAUAUUACGUUUAGAGGUCACUUUUCAUACUGGAUCUUGCCUAUCUCGCAGACACACUAACCACUCUAGGAAAGUACUGACACACACACACACACACACACACACACACACACACACACACACACACACACACACACACACACACACACACACACACACACACACACACACACACACACACACACACGUACGCCAGUGUAAGCACAAUGGCACAACAAAAGAAACAGUACAAUAUUAUAGAUUUAGUGAACCACAACUGUACUUAUGUAGCGAUAGGCGUCUGUACUAUACAUAUACUACCAGGAGGAGGAGGAGGAGGAGGAGAAGGAGUCGCGGUUGUGAGCUAGGACGGAGGAGUAAAGUGAUGCAAAUAUAUUUUUUACCGUUGAAAAAUAUGA